GGUCUCGAUACGCUCACAACAUCGAUCUCGUUCCGCGACGGAAACACCGGUCACUCGCGAGAGCUCCAAAGGGCGUCAGCUCGUCUGUCUAAUGAAAAAUCGCAACGAUCCUUAACUGUUAUAUUUGAACAAAUACAAACCAUGUGCGACCAAUACUCUCUUCCUCGUUCCGUGUCGGAUACAGCCAAAAUGCUCUAUCGGCGAUGUGAAGAAGAGAAGUUGCUACGAGGCAAACAACCAGACGCAAUCGUCGCUGCAUGCUUAUUCAUUGCGUGUCGACAAGCUUCUGUCCCCCGUACAUUUAGGGAGAUAGUCGAGUUGACAAACGUGCCGAAGAAACAGAUUGGGCAAUGCUAUAAAGCGCUUGAGCGGGCCUUCAACCUUACACCCGGAGCCACCGCUGCAAAUCCCAAGGGACAUCACACAGCGCCCAACGACCCAGGGAACCCUGGACCGAGUGGUGCCCCCAACGGUGCCAAUAGUGAUCCCCUUGGUGGCGCUGGAUCUACAAAUUCCACUAGCCCCGAAUACCUCAUGGCGCGCUACUGCAAUUACCUUGAUCUUCCGGCCGCACUGCAAGCAUACUGCGCUGACGUUGCUGGUCGUGCCCGUAGUCGCGAUGUUGGCAGUGGACGUUCUCCUGUCUCGAUCGCCAGUGGAAUCAUUUAUUUCACAGCAAUGCUUUUCGGCUAUUCAGUCUCGCUCAAAGAGAUUGGAAAUACGGCAGGAGUCA
Molecule: messenger RNA, 733 nt
Organism: Acaulospora colombiana
Lineage: Eukaryota; Fungi; Glomeromycota; Glomeromycetes; Diversisporales; Acaulosporaceae
Source: the annotation of a GenBank genome assembly